This is a messenger RNA of Caenorhabditis elegans, 1053 nucleotides long. RefSeq names its product Nematode cuticle collagen N-terminal domain-containing protein (gene col-42). The coding region runs from base 1 to 1017 and encodes 338 amino acids. Lineage: Eukaryota; Metazoa; Nematoda; Chromadorea; Rhabditida; Rhabditidae. Gene Ontology annotation, molecular function: structural constituent of cuticle. The record is from RefSeq and is marked reviewed. The transcript is spliced from 2 exons.
AUGGAGGACAAACAAGAGUACCUCCGCAAGGAGUCCGAGAUCGGAACUCUCCGCUCGGUUGCUCUCGGAGCCGUCACCAUCACCGCGUUCUCGCUGGGAACCUCCAUCCUGCUCCUUCCACUGCUCUUCAGUCAUGCUCAGACCGUCCAGUCGACCCUAGAGCACGAACUUCAGUUCUGUGUGCUCAGAUCUCACGACUUGUUCGAUGAGCUCAGAAAGGUCGAGGCAGUGACCGGACAACAAUCACGUAUCAAGAGACAAUACGUCACUGGGCCAAUGGGAGGAGGUGGCGGGUAUGGCGGAGGCGGCUACGGUCACCAACAACAACAGCAAAACUACGGCCACCAGGGAUACGCCCAACGCCCACAACAACCCCAACCAGUGUACCGUCCAUCUGCUCCAGUCUACCAGCCACAGCCACAGGUCCAGAGCUCCAUCUGCAUCUUCGGCCCACCAGGACCACCAGGAUUCCCAGGGUCCGACGGACAGCCAGGACGUGACGGAGAGGCCGGAGCCCCGGGACAACCUGGAAGAGACGGAGCCGGCGGCUACGGAGGCCCACAACAAAACGACUGUCAAACUUGCGCUCCAGCUAGACAGGGAGCCCCAGGACCACCAGGACCAGCCGGACAACCAGGACAGCCAGGAGAGCCGGGACACUCUGAUACCUCAUCGACCGCCGGGCCACCAGGACCACCUGGGCCAGGAGGACCACCAGGACAAGAUGGACAUCCAGGAGACGCCGGAGCACCAGGAGCCCCAGGACAAGUUGUCGCCGGACCGGGAAGCGUCGGACCACCAGGACCACAAGGACCACCAGGACUCGCCGGGCCAGACGGACAGCCAGGACACGGAGGAGGUGGCCAGCCAGGACCACAAGGACCACCUGGAGAUGAUGGACACCCGGGAGAGGAUGGAGGUGCCGGAGGACCAGGACAGCCAGGACAGGAUGGAGGAUCUGGAGGAUCGGGAGCUUGCGAUCACUGCCCACCACCAAGAGUUGCGCCGGGAUAUUGAUUUUGAGAUUGUUAAUAAAGAGUUUAAGCAUCAGAU